Molecule: messenger RNA, 903 nt
Organism: Perognathus longimembris pacificus (Pacific pocket mouse)
Lineage: Eukaryota; Metazoa; Chordata; Mammalia; Rodentia; Heteromyidae
Gene: Tbc1d21
Product: TBC1 domain family member 21
Biological process (GO): activation of GTPase activity
Molecular function (GO): GTPase activator activity
Source: RefSeq, a predicted model, not a curated record
AUGACCACCCUCUCCCCGGAGAACAGCGUCUCCGCCCGGCGCUCCGCCUCCUUCAUCCUGGGCCUGCACCCCUUCGUGAGGACCGAGGCGUGGAAGUUCCUCACCGGCUACUACUCCUGGCAGAGCUCCCAGGAUGAGCGGCUCACCGUGGACAGCAAGAGGAGGAAGAAUUACGAAGCCUUGUGCCAGAUGUACGAGAAGAUCCUGCCGCUGCUGGAGAACAUGCACCGGAACUUCACCGAGACGAGGAACAACAUCGCCUAUGACAUCCAGAGACUCUACGACAAAGACCCGCUGGGUAACGUCCUCAUCGACAAGAAGAAACUGGAGAAGCUCCUGCUCCUGAGCUACGUGUGCAACACCAAGGCCGAGUACCAGCAAGGCUUCCACGAGAUGGUGCUGCUCUUCCAACUGAUGGUGGAACACGACCAUGAGAUCUUCUGGCUCUUCCAGUUCUUCUUGCAGAAAACCGAGCACAGCUGUGUCAUUAACAUCGGGGUGGCCAAAAACCUGGACAUGCUCAACCGCCUCAUCAGCUUCCUGGACCCCUUGUUCGCUGAGCACCUCAAGGGGAAGGGCGCGGGCGCCGUGCAGUCUCUCUUCCCGUGGUUCUGCUUCUACUUCCAGAGCGCCUUCAAGUCCUUCGACGACGUCUGGAGACUCUGGGAGGUGCUGCUGACCGGGAAGCCCUGCAGAAACUUCCAGGUGCUGGUGGCCUACAGCAUGCUGCAGAUGGUGCGGCAGCAGGCGCUGCUGGAGAGCAUGAGCGGCGACGCCAUCCUCCUGGCCUGCUUCAGACUCAUCGACCUGGACGCCGACCAGCUGAUCUCCUCCGCCUGCAUGGUUUACGCUGAGCUCAUCCAGAAGGAAAUGCCGCAGCCAUUGAAGGAUUUCUUUCUCUGA